UUCAACAUCCACAAGGCACCUCAAACCUUUUAUUAAUAACCUCCUCAUCCACCUACUUCAAUUUUCUUGCUUGCUUACUUACUUUCAUACCUAAUGAUUCGUAAUGUCACAAGCUCCACCUCUUCCAGAGGCAUCGCUGCCAUUGUGGGGGUCGGUCCCAAUCUCGGUCGAUCCAUCGCUCGCAAGUUCGCUCUCGAAGGAUAUACCGUCGCCAUCCUUGCCAGAGACCUUGGUAGAUUAUCAAGAUUUGCGGACGAAAUAGCGAGGGAAACGAAGGUGCAGGUGUACGCUAUUCCUAUCGAUUGCUCGGAAGCACAGAGCGUACGAGAUGCAUUCGAAGGAGUUCUGUCAUUAGGUUUUGUGGAGGUUUUGGUUUACAAUGCUUACCAACCUAUUCCAUGGCAGUACGGCGGUCCUUCCAGUUUCACUGACAUUCGUCAUGAUUCAUUUCAAAAGUCCCUCGCCGUAUCUUCUGUAGGUGCUUUCCACUGCGCUCAGCAGGUGUUGCCGGGAAUGGUAGAAAGAGGAAGAGGGACCAUAUUAUUCACCGGAUGUGCGGCUUCUUUAUCCGGUGUUGCCGGAUUUUCUGAAUUAUGUUGUGGCAAGUUCGCAUUAAGAGGAUUAUCUCAAUGUCUGGCUAAAGAGUUUCAUCCGCUCGGAGUACACAUAGCACACGUCAUUAUUGAUGGCAUAAUUGGGGCAUCAAGGGCAUUGAUGAUGCCACAAAGAUCGUUGGUUGGGGAACAACAAAGAGCAGUAGGGGACGGAUCUUUGGACCCUGAUUCGGUGGCUCAGACCUACUGGUAUUUGCACAUGCAGCCUCGGGCCGCUUGGACCCAAGAGAUAGAUAUUCGCUCACCCAACCCCAGAUUCGUCUAGAAAGUUUGAUCAUCUGUAUAUUACUGAUUUUUUGUUUCAUAGUUUGAUUGUGUAUGUGUGAAAAAUGUAUAACGUCAAGGCUGGUAUACUUUGGAGGCAACCUGCAUUUUGCCUUCAAAACCUUGAAAUAAUGUUUGAGAUUCGAAAUUAUUUAAUAUUGUUGUACAAUUUAAAUGCGAAGUAUAUUUAAGGUUGAUGGUUGCUUGAUGAUA
This is a messenger RNA of Helianthus annuus (common sunflower), 1091 nucleotides long. Its product is annotated as very-long-chain 3-oxoacyl-CoA reductase. Bases 94 to 879 code for a protein of 261 amino acids. Lineage: Eukaryota; Viridiplantae; Streptophyta; Magnoliopsida; Asterales; Asteraceae. The record is from RefSeq and is a predicted model, not a curated record. The transcript is spliced from 5 exons.